AUGUCGCUGAAGCGCUAUAGCACUGUCCACGAUCUUUCCGCCCUUCGUUUGCACCCCGACGGUUCACGUGUGCAGAACAGAGACGCGAACCGCAGCCUACGCAAAGCAAACUAUGUUGCGCUCGACACGCGGGGAAACUGGAUUGCUCGCGACGCCGGCGGGAUUGGUGCGGUGAAAGUGCGGCGGACAGUGCGCACAGAGGAAGACGAGAACAGCGGCAAUGGUCAGUGUGAUCACGGUGAGGAGUUUGAGCUUAAGGACGACAGUAGCAGCGACGGUAGCGAAUAUGAGGCUGGCCCCUCACGCAAGAGCAGGGCGAAAGGAAAGCGGAAAGCAGGACAUGAGCCGAAAGGUACCCGCGCGCACAAGAGACGGCGUUUCCACGAGGACUACAGUUUCCUGGGAAAUACUACAUCCGCGCAGGUACCCACGGACGACACCAACGCUCUGUCCAGAAGUGGUUCAUACGGUCAAUAUGAUGGGCUAGCCGAGCUACCCGUCCCGUCCUCAGAUCUCCUGAAAUGUGUACACUACUUCGCCACGACAUACUACACUGCGAUGGGCCAACUGUAUGAUGCCUCCCGUGAAGCGAGGCAGCAAAAGAGGCUUAGGCGGCUGCAGAGACUACGGGGUCGGCCUGAGGGCAAUCGCGACCAGUCCGAGGAGCCUGGAACUGCAAACACCGAACACGGACACGCUUCUGAUGAUGUCGAGAAUGAUGUCGACGUUGAGGAUGAGGACCGCGAAGAAUCAGGCGGAGAUGAAGACGAAGAUGAAGACGAAGACGCGGACGGCAAGGCGACGCGACGCUGGGGUCAUAGUCGCUCUCGACGUGAUCGGCCCACCAAAGUCGACAUGUACAAGAUCUUUGACGGCUCUGCAUUGAUGGCUCUCGGCAUGCUUGUUCAGGAGCACAUCGCGCAGAUGUUCUCCGGAGACGUGCCUGAGGAGUGGGAGGCGGCGAUGGAAGCAGAAGCAGCUCAAGAGCACACGCAGGGGGGUAAACGACGACGGCGCUCCCGCGGGCACAAAAGCGAGGACAAGAGCGAGGACGGCGUGUUCGGUUCUGACGAGGAGGACGAGACGACUGAUGAGGAAGAAGGAGCUUCCGAAGCUGCAGAUGACAGAAUAGAGAUGAACGCAGAGGCCAACCGGCGUCGAACGAGAGGCGUUGUCCUGCCCUUGGAUGUUGUCCCGUACGGGGACGAGGAUUCUGAUGACGAGGACUUCGUUCCUGAAUCUGACUAG
Postia placenta MAD-698-R-SB12 is the source of this 1248-nucleotide messenger RNA. RefSeq lists its product as hypothetical. Bases 1 to 1248 code for a protein of 415 amino acids. The record is from RefSeq and is a predicted model, not a curated record. Lineage: Eukaryota; Fungi; Basidiomycota; Agaricomycetes; Polyporales; Adustoporiaceae. The transcript is spliced from 3 exons.